CACACGCAGACGCACACAGUGAAGAAACAGAGUGAGAACGUCUCCUUACCUGCAAUGGGAAUCUAACUACCUGCUCAUUCUGUGUACCUGUCUGAAAGCUUUGUCGAGUCGGAUCAUGGAAACCGUUUCAGUCUUCAGGAUCCUGCUUCUGCUGGUUCCUGUCAGCCUAAGUUACGGGAUACAGAGAGCUCCUCGUAUCAUCACCUUAUUAGAGACAGUGGAUAUACUGCUGGAUCACAAUGCAACCUUCAUCUGUGAGGUUGAGUCCCGUCCCCCCGCUGAGAUCACCUGGACCAAGAAUAACCACCCAAUAAUGUACUACGACCCCCGAUACAUAACCAGGGAGCAGGGACAGAUGCUAACCAUCCCUCACGUAAGAGAGUCAGACAACGGAGAGUACUGCUGCCUCGCCAGUAACGGCAUCGGAGAGGCGGCCAAAAGCUGUGGGGCUUUGCAGCUAAAGAUGAAGCCGCAGAUCAAACGCCAUCCGACUAAUGUAACCCUUCUGGUGGAAUCUAAAGCAGUGUUGCCCUGUGUUACCCUCGGCAACCCCAAACCGGAAGUCACCUGGCUCAAAGAUGACGAACUCAUCAAGAUCAGUGACCGCGUCACCAUUCUUGACUAUGGUGCAUUGAAGAUCCACAACAUACAGAAGGAAGACGCAGGACAGUAUCGCUGUGUGGCCAGGAAUAGCUUUGGUUUGGCCUUUUCAAAGCCUGUCACCAUAGAGGUACAGGCUCCGGCACGAAUCCUGCGGGUUCCUAAAGAGAAGAGAGUAGCAUACGGGAGCCAGAUUUCCCUGGAGUGUAACGCCACAGGAAAUCCAAUCCCCACAAUCACCUGGCUGGAGAAUGGAAAUACUAUCUCAGGCGCAUCCGUCGAGGAGACUUUGACAGGUGAAGUGAUCCUGUCCGUUCUCAAAGUGACGGUGAAUAAGCCGGCUCUGUAUACCUGUCUGGCCUCCAACAAGCACAGCGCUGGAGCCAACACAGUGAAGGCAACUGCUAAAGUCACUGUCGCAGAGUGGAGACUCUACAAGGGCGUCUCAGGAUACUGCAGUGCGUAUCGUGGAGACGUGUGCCGCACCAUUCUGAGAGAUGACUUGCUGGUUUUCUUUAACUCCUCCCUGUCGGACCCAGAGGACAUGCAGGAGUACCUGGUUCAGAGCUGGUGGACGGAGCUGGAAGGACUCAGUGUGUUGUGUAGCCCCGCGGUGCGCUCACUGCUCUGCCACUCCUCCUUCCCUGACUGCAACCCAUCAGGGUUAGGACCGGCCCCUAAACCUGUCUGCAGAGAACACUGCCUGGCGGUGAAAGAGCUGUACUGCCAUAAGGAGUGGUUGGUGCUAGAGAGCAGCAGUUCAGUCCAGCCUGACAUCUUCAGCUCUGUCACUGGGUCACGCACUCCCACUUCACUGCUGCCAAACUGUCAGGCCUUACCGAGCCUUCGCGCAGACCCUGAUGCUUGUACACAUGUCCCCUUUGUAGACAUCAAGCAAGAUCAGAUUACAACAACAUGUUACAAUGACAGAGGCCGUUUCUACCAAGGCAGUGUAAAUGUGACGAGAUCUGGGAUACCGUGUCAGUCAUGGAACCAACAGGUUCCCCACCAGCACCGCUUGUCUGUAGACGUGAUUCCAGAGUUGAAGAACUCAGACAACUACUGUAGGAACCCGGGAGGAAUCAGCGACAAGCCCUGGUGUUACACCUCAAAUCCCAACAUACGCUGGGAGUACUGCACUGUGCCGCAGUGUGGGGAGAUGGGCUUAGCAUCAGUGAUGAGGACAGAGUUACCAGGCCCUCGUCAAACUCCUCGUCUCCCUCCCACGACCACAGUAUCGUCUCCAGCCUACUCCAUGUCCGUCAUCAUCGUCAUCCUGUCCGCACUCGCAGCUGUAGUCUUCCUCACCAUCAGCAUCCUGGCCUGCCGCAGACGCAGGAAGCAGUGGAGAAACCGGAAGAGAGCGAUGGAGACGCCAACGCUAAGUGCUCUUCCAUCAGAGCUCCUGCUGGAUCGCCUCCACCCGAACCCCAUGUACCAGCGGGUUCCUCUGCUGCUCAACUCAAAGCUGCUGGCCUUGGAGUAUCCUCGAAAUAAUAUCCAAUAUGUUAGAGAUAUUGGAGAGGGAGCCUUCGGACGGGUUUUCCAAGCCAGAGCACCUGGCCUGCUGCCAAUGGAGUCCUUCACGAUGGUGGCUGUGAAGAUGCUGAAGGAGGAAGCCUCAGCUGACAUGCAGAAUGACUUCCAGAGAGAGGCAGCGCUGAUGGCUCAGUUUGACCACCCAAACAUUGUGCGGCUCCUAGGUGUGUGUGCAGUGGGUAAACCCAUGUGUCUGAUGUUAGAGUACAUGGCCCACGGUGACCUCAAUGAGUUCCUGCGCCGCCGAUCUCCAAACCAGUCCGUCCGCACCCUCAGCCGCGCCAGCCUGUCGGGUCGCAGUUUUUCCUCUGAGCUGGAGGCGAGGAUUCUCUGCUGUGCUGAGCAGCUGUCAGUCUCCAAGCAGAUCGCCGCAGGGAUGGCCUACCUGUCGGAGCGCAAGUUCGUCCACCGUGACCUCGCAACCCGGAACUGCCUGGUCGGGGAGGAGAUGGUGGUGAAGAUCGCAGACUUCGGCCUCUCCAGAAACAUCUACUCAGCCGAUUACUACAAAGCCAACGAGAACGACGCCAUCCCCAUUCGCUGGAUGCCCCCAGAGUCCAUUUUCUAUAACCGCUACACCACUGAAUCGGACGUGUGGGCAUAUGGCGUGGUGUUGUGGGAGAUUUUCUCCCACGGGAUGCAGCCAUACUACGGUAUGGGUCACGAGGAGGUUAUUUACUAUGUGAGGGAUGGUCAGAUCCUCUCCUGUCCUGAGAACUGUCCUCUGGAGCUGUACAAUCUGAUGAGGCUUUGUUGGAGCACACACCCAUCAGAUAGGCCCAGCUUCAGUAGUAUACAUCGGAUACUGGAGCGGAUGCAUCAAAGCACGCUAAGCACGAAUGCUGAAACUGAGGCUGACUGCUAAACUGGGAACUUUUACAAAAAUGUUUGUCCCUGUGCAAAAACAAAACCCACUGACUUCUGCCAUAUUUUAGUAAUGUUCACAUUGCUUACUUAUUUAGUUAAGGAAUUGUUUUUAAAGGAACAGUUCACCUCAAAUUCAGAAAUACAUAUUUUUCCUUUUACCUGUAGUGCUGUUUAUCAGUCUAGAUUGUUUUGGUGGAGAAAUUGAACAUAGAGAUGUCCACCUUGUCUCCAAUAUAAUGGAACUAGAUGGCACUCAGCUGCAUCCCGUGUGGUGAUGUGGUUGGUGGGUGCAGUUUGGUAGAAAGAAAACAGUUCCUACAUGAAACUGCUCACAUCAAGAUCUGUGGAUCAUCUUAAGUACGAUACAAUAUUUGCCGAUAUGACAGAGUCUGCCAUGAUAGGAUUUCGAUGCGAUUGAAGGGCCUGUGGUUGAUAUGAGACGAUAAUGUAUGCCUAAAUAACACAGUCAGUUAGAGAAGAAGCUGCCACCCCUUUCUGUCAGAAAGUCUUGUAUGGAAGAAAUCCUUUCAUUUUAAUGCAAACCAUCAUCUUUUUCCUAAAAUUUCAGGGCUUAUCGGGCUUAAAAUCCCAAAGGCAAACUUCUCCUAACAGCCAUAAAACACGGAUUUACAACAUCAUUUAACAAAAGUAUCAAAUGCAGUUCGUUUAUAACUGUUUAGGUUCAUUUGCUCAAGCAUGUUAACACUGCAUAAAUUAGCCUAGCAGCUAGCAGACUUUUUUCCCUCUACUCACAGCUCACUGUCAGUAAAAGUCACUGCAUCUCCCGACAGAACAGCAUGGUUGAAUUUUAACCUGUACGCAUGUUUUUUUUAGCCGAACAUUCUGCAUAGUGAGACGUUAGCGGACUGAGAUGCCCGGCAAGGUGGGUAACAUUAUGUCGUGUUUAAUCUCAUAACAGCAUUGUUUACAUACACCAUGUGCUUUGUCUGUUGACUUGUAGUUUUACCAAAAAUCUUAAAUAUUUCCAUUCUGCUGAUUUAUUCCAGAGUAAAUAAUGUUGUCUUUAUCGUCUCUCUCGGCUGCUUGCCAUCUGCCUGCCGCUGUUUGAUGGUGACAUAGACUUUCAAAAUAAAAGCGUAUAGUUCUCGAGGUUCUCAUUUUGCAUCGAUGAUCAUUGAAUCAAUAUAUCGAUCCAGAUCGAAGGGUCAUUACGCGUCCAUCUUGGCUGUCUCUUCUCAUUUUAUGCUGUGGUUACUACCUCCACUGUCAGCUCAAAGGCGAGACAAGUCUGUCUUUCGUCCCCCUGUUUUGUGAAUGUACCUUUUUUUUUUUUUUUAAAGAUUAUUUUUUCGGGCUUUUUUGCCUUCAUUGUACAGGACAGAGUGAAAUGGGAUGAGAGAGAGAACUGGCGGUUGACAUGCAGAUAUGGUUGCAAGCCAGAGUUGAACCUGUGACCGCUGCAGCCUUUAUACAUGAGGCGCUGGCACUAUCGACUACGCUACGGACGCCCCGUGAAUGUACCUUUUCUACAAAACAGAUAGGCUGGAUAACAGCAUGAAAUUCCCACUUUUAAGAGGCAGUGUAAAAGAGGCAAAUAUUCACGAGUAGAAACACGCUUCCUUCUGCACACUCCUACAGUUGGCAGGUGUAUCUCAGUAUAAAGCAAAUAGUUCCUUCAUGAAACUGCUCACAACAAGGUCUUUGGAUCCUCUUGAGUA
Epinephelus lanceolatus (giant grouper) is the source of this 4685-nucleotide messenger RNA. It is a transcript of the gene musk, whose product is annotated as muscle, skeletal, receptor tyrosine kinase. NCBI's taxonomy places the organism in Eukaryota, Metazoa, Chordata, Actinopteri, Perciformes, Serranidae. The record is from RefSeq and is a predicted model, not a curated record. Gene Ontology annotation, biological process: multicellular organism development; protein phosphorylation; positive regulation of kinase activity. Gene Ontology annotation, molecular function: ATP binding; transmembrane receptor protein tyrosine kinase activity; Wnt-protein binding. Gene Ontology annotation, cellular component: signaling receptor complex; plasma membrane.